CAAGUAUCUCUAGCGGAGGUUUCCAAGGCUGCCUUGUUCGGGUAGAAUUGGAGAAUGAAGCAACUUCCUUAUUCUGCUUCUGCACUGGCUGCUGCUCACUUCUGCUUCAUCUUCUUCUUAACAGUAGCUGGAAAAUCCAGAGCUCAAAAUGCCAUCACUGACCCUUCUGAAGUGAGAGCAUUGAACUCAAUCUUCCAACAAUGGGAAAUACAGGCACCGCCGAAUUCCUGGAAUAUCAGCGGCGAACCAUGCACCGGAACUGCUUUGAGCCAAUACGAUUUCAACAAUCAGGCCAUCAUAUGCGAUUGCUCCUUCAACGGUGCUACUACCUGUCACAUCACCAGACUGAAAGUGAAAUUGCAGAACAUACGAGGGGUGAUGCGGGAGGAGCUUUUGGCUUUCAAGUUCUUAACCUAUCUGGAACUCGCGUACAAUUACUUCACUGGUCCCUUGCCGGCAUGGAUUGGGAAUUUAUCUACAUUGCAGCACUUGGAUAUUCAUGUCAAUGCAUUCUCUGGGCCCAUUCCUAAGGAGCUUGGAAAUCUUAAGGAGCUAACUCAUCUGGCUGUUAGUUUUAACAAUUUCUCCGGAAUGCUCCCACCAGAACUUGGUAAUUUAGUCAAACUUGAAAAACUUUACAUUGACAGCUGUGGAGUUGGUGGUGAAAUUCCCUCAACAUUUGCUAACCUUCUAAACAUGCAAAUCAUGGUUGCAUCAGACAAUCCUUUAACUGGGAAGAUUCCUGAUUUCAUUGGCAACUGGACAAACCUUACAAUAUUGGGAUUUGAAGGGAACUCCUUUGAAGGUCCCAUACCAUCCAGUUUUUCUAAAUUAAUCUCUCUAAAUUUUCUGCGAAUCAAUGGUUUGUCCACUGUGAGCUCUUCCCUUGAUUUCAUUAGAAAUUUAAAGAAUUUAACUGACUUAGUGUUAAGAAAUGCAUUAAUUGCUGGUAGCAUUCCGUCUGAUAUUGGAGAACUCCAAUCUUUACAAAAACUGGAUUUGAGUUUCAAUAACUUGACAGGCCAAAUUCCAAGUGCUUUGUGCAACAUAAGUUCUCUUACAUUCUUGUUUCUUGGAAAUAAUAGUCUGUCUGGUACCAUCCCUAGCCAAAAGAGUGAAAACCUAAUGAAUAUAGAUUUAUCUUACAAUUUUCUGUCUGGAAGCUUUCCCUCAUGGGUGAUUCCCUCAUGGGUGAAUACAAUUUUACAACUGAAUCUAGUAGCCAACAACUUCACGUUUGACAGUUCAAACAUAAGUCAUUUACCAGGAUUGCAGUGCCUUCAAAGAAGCUUCCUGUGCAACAGGAACCCACCACGUUAUACAAACUUCUCAAUCAAGUGUGGUGGGCCAGAGAUGAUUGUUGAUGGGAUAAAAUAUGAGGCUGACAACUCUUUUCUUAGCAAUGCAUCGUUUUAUGUAAUCAAUACUGAGAAAUGGGCAGUUAGCAAUGUGGGUUCAUUUUCUGAAAGAAGUAAGCCAAUCUAUAUGCAAAGUGCCUUGGAACAAGUGAGAAACACAAAAUCGCCAGAGCUUUAUCGGACUUCAAGGAUAUCCCCUCGAUCACUCAGAUACUAUGGCUUAGGCCUAGAGAACGGGCCUUAUACGGUUAACUUGUAUUUUGCAGAAACAGCUUUCAAAGAUCAAAGCAGUCAUACUUUGGAGAGUCUGGGAAGGCGAGUUUUUGAUAUUUAUGUUCAGGGAGCCAUUGUAUUGAAGGAUUUUGAUAUAUCAAAAGAGGCAGGUGGGGUUGACCGAGCAAUCACUAAAAAUUUCAAUGCUACUGUGACAGAGAACCAUCUUGAAAUUCACCUAUUCUGGGCUGGUAAGGGAACAUGCUGCAUACCAGAAACGGGUUACCAUGGACCAUCCAUUUCAGCAAUCAAUGUGGUACCAAAUUUCACACCAACUAUAAGUUGGAUUCCCCCAUGUACAGCAAAAGAGAAUAGGACUGGGUUGAUUGUUGGUGUUGCAGUUCCUGUGGGAGUUGUCACCUUCACCUUGAUAUUGAUAUUUAUAGUCUUCUACUUGAGAAGGAGAAAAGAUGAUGGUGAGGAAGAGCUUGUUGGAAUAGGACCCAAACCAAACACCUUCAGUUAUGCUGAGUUGAGAGCUGCAACAGAUGACUUCAAUCCCUCAAAUAAGUUAGGAGAAGGGGGAUUUGGUCCAGUAUACAAGGGUAAACUUUCUGAUGGGCGGGUAGUAGCUGUGAAGCAGCUUUCAGUAGCAUCUCGCCAAGGGAACAGCCAAUUUGUUACUGAGAUUGCUCUCAUAACUGUGGUGCAACAUUGCAACCUUGUUCAACUGUACGGAUGUUGCAUUGAAGGAAACAGACGCCUCCUUGUUUAUGAGUAUCUUGAGAACAAAAGCCUUGACCAGGCACUCUUUGGAAAUACAGACUUGCAUCUUGAUUGGCCAACCCGCUUCAGUAUCUGCCUGGCAACUGCUAGAGGACUAGCUUAUCUUCAUGAGGAAUCAAGGCUGAGGAUCAUACACAGAGAUGUGAAGGCAAGUAACAUUUUGCUUGAUUCUGAGCUCUGUCCGAAGAUUUCUGACUUUGGAUUGGCAAAGCUAUAUGAUGACAAGAAAACUCACAUCAGCACCAGGGUUGCAGGAACCAUUGGCUAUUUGGCCCCAGAGUAUGCAAUGCGUGGCCACCUCACUGAGAAGGCAGAUGUCUUUGGCUUUGGUGUUGUUGCUUUGGAAAUCCUUAGUGGAAGACCAAACUCUGACAACAGCCAGGACAAUGACAAGAUCUAUCUUCUUGAAUGGGCAUGGACUCUGUAUGAAAGCAACCAGAGUCUAGGUCUGGUGGAUCCAACCCUAGUUGAGUUUGAUGAAAAUGAAGCUUUAAGAAUGAUAAGAGUGGGACUCCUGUGCACCCAGGCAUCACCAAUGAUGCGACCACCCAUGUCAAGGGUUGUAGCUAUGCUUGCUGGGUAUAUUGAAGUGAGCCCUGUUGCAUCAAAACCAAGUUAUUUAACUGACUGCGAUUUUAAGGACAUAACAGCCAGGUUUGAGGCUGAACAGUCAGCAUCUACUGGUUCUGAGCACAGUGAUAACAAGAACAGGAACAAUCUCAAUCCAGAGAUAGAGGUGGUGGUUUCUCCAUUGAAUAUCACUGAAUUCAGUGACCUUACUGGGGAAGGAAGGUGACAGAUGUUGUUCCUUAAAAGCUCCAUUUUGCUACUUCUCCUGCUUCUACCUCUGCCGCAUAUUUUCUAGCUCUAUGAAGUAGAUACUGAAAUUGUGUGAAUUUCUGUCAUUCAUAUCAUUUGUAUGUUGAUCAUUUGUGUGUGUGGAAAUUGAACGUGACGUUGAAAUAUUGGCAUGCAAUAAGGCUGCAGUGUUUGU
This is a messenger RNA of Rubroshorea leprosula, 3351 nucleotides long. The record is from the annotation of a GenBank genome assembly. Lineage: Eukaryota; Viridiplantae; Streptophyta; Magnoliopsida; Malvales; Dipterocarpaceae.